ACAGGGUCAAAGAAGACAAGGGAAAGUUUGGCAAGAAGCGCAGAUGGGGUGGCGUUAUGCUUAAAUUCCAGAAGGAAAGCACCGGGAUUCUUCCAGUAAAAGCUUCAACUUCCCACACUGAAGCUGAGAGCCUCCCAAAGUGCUGGCUACCUGCUGAGCGCCCCUGUAACUCUGAGACAGUGGUAAUUUGACCCUCUGCAAUUGCCGUCUGCUUCCUGCCAAAGUCCUUUCCGUGACUGCUGACCCUUGGGUGUGCCUUUGAGCUGCUGACUUCCAGCUGGAACUUGAAGGGACCCCCAACCUUGAGACACUAUGGCCCUGACCUCAGAAUUGGGGAAACAGAUAAAACUGAAAGAGGUGGAAGGGACCCUCCUGCAGCUUGCAACUGUGGACAACUGGAGCCAGAUCCAGAGCUUCGAGGCCAAACCAGAUGAUCUCCUCAUCUGCACCUACCCUAAAGCAGCCUCAGGGACAACGUGGAUUCAGGAAAUUGUGGAUAUGAUUGAACACAAUGGGGAUGUGGAGAAGUGCCAGCGAGCCAUCAUCCAACAGCGCCAUCCUUUCAUUGAGUGGGCUCGGCCACCCCAACCUUCUGGUGUGGAAAAAGCCAAAGCAAUGCCCUCUCCACGGAUACUAAAGACUCACCUGUCCACUCAGCUGCUGCCACCAUCUUUCUGGGAAAGCAACUGCAAGUUCCUUUAUGUAGCUCGAAAUGCCAAAGACUGUAUGGUUUCCUACUACCAUUUCCAAAGGAUGAACCACAAGCUUCCCGACCCUGGUACCUGGGAAGAGUAUUUUGAAACCUUCAUCAAUGGAAAAGUGGUUUGGGGUUCCUGGUUUGACCAUGUGAAAGGAUGGUGGGAGAUGAAGGACAGAUACCAGAUUCUCUUCCUCUUCUAUGAGGACAUAAAGAGGGACCCAAAGCAUGAAAUUCAGAAAGUGAUGAAGUUCAUGGGAAAGAACUUGGAUGAAACAGUGCUAGAUAAAAUUGUCCAGGAGACGUCAUUUGAAAAAAUGAAAGAAAAUCCCAUGACAAAUCGUUCUACAGUUUCCAAAUCCAUCAUGGACCAGUCCAUUUCCCCCUUCAUGAGGAAAGGAACUGUGGGGGAUUGGAAAAACCACUUCACUGUUGCCCAGAAUGAGAGGUUUGAUGAAAUCUAUAGAAAAAAGAUGGAAGGAACCUCCAUAAACUUCUGCAUGGAACUCUGAGCAAGAUAUAAAUAAAAUUAAAAGGUGGAUGGCAAGAGUGCAAAUACUAUCUUCAAUUCUUCAGUCCCAGCCAGAAGAAUCUCUGAAAGCCUACUGUGAAUGUAUAUGAUGUGGUACAAACUAUGUCUAUGAUGAUUAACACUAUGUCACCACUUCACUUUUAAAAAAGGAUCACGUCUAAUGUCCAUUUUCUCAACUAUUCUUUCCAAAGUAAGAAAUAAGAUAGCUUAAUAAACUAAGUAAAACAUAUGACUUGAAUAUUAAAAAGAUUGUUUUAAUCCCCAUUAUUCUAGAAAAUGUGUCCUAGUCCAAAUAUUAGGUUAUGUCUAUAUUAAUAACAAAAUUUCUGGCAUCUGUCCUGGCCAUUCAAGGAAAUCCAGCCUGGGCUGAGUCCUGGAGUUCUGCCAGGUCUCAGGAACACUUUGAGGGCAACUGUGGUGCAGCCAGCCCUGAGGAAACAUGGCCUGAGUGCUCUCACUGGCAAAUGGGAAUAAAUGGAAGUGCACAGAAGAGGUGUCAGAAAACCAAAACCUGGUUAAUCGUCCUAGUGCUAGGUCAUGUAGAAAACAGAAAGCAUGAUGGUGGCCUUUUAGGAACCCAAGUUAUAUCCUGGUGAAAGCAGAAAGGAGAAGACAGGAUGGCUGGCAACAGUGUCAUCAUGGGCAUGGCUCUCAGGCGUGAAGGUAAUUGGGUCUUGGCUUCAAUGCUACCCGUUUGGGAAGCCCUAAACCAAGUGAGGUGUUAUUUUCCCCCACUUCCCAUGUUUGUCCCAGUUGCAGGCCUGUUGUUGUGCAUUUACUUAUCAAUUUCUUAUCUGUUCCUCUCACUCAAUUGUUAAUUCUUUGGGGUUCAGUCUCAUGCAGUAUUUACUCCUAGUACCUAAUGCAGUGCCUGGCACACAAUAAGUGCCCUUGAGAACUUGUUGAGGGAGUAAAAGAAUGCAUGGAUAAAUGACUACAUCAAAUGACAAAUUCUCAACUUUGACACUUUUUUUUUAGUCCCAAACAGUGGCAUUCUACAGCUUUGGGUAGUAAGAGCACUUCACCCUGGGAGCAGGCAAUCAGAGGAAGCAUAAAGCCAACUAAAAUUCUGACUGUUUUUUGUUGGAUUUUGGAAAGUAUUCUUUUUUUUUAACAGGGACUCACUAUGUUGCCCAGGCUGGUCUCAACUGACUGCUUUUUAUUAUCACCAUACACUGGCAAUUCCAAACAAUGUCGAUGUUAAAAUACUUCUCCCUGAAAAAAAGAAAAAAACUCCUCUUGUCCUAAGUUCUAAAUAAUAGCUAGGUUACUACUGAGUUUUAACUAUAUGCAUGUGAGCUUCAAAUAAGCAUCUUUUUAUUAUGUAAAUAAAUAAAAGUGAUCUGCAUCCCCACUAUAUUGUAAAUUUUUGUUGUUUGGUUUCAUGUCUUAUUCACCUUUGUACGGAAAUUAAUUCAGAAACCCCAGGCAUAGAACCUACCUUUAUAAUUGCAACAGGUAGAUGUAGCUCUGCCUGCUUCCUUCCAAGGUUAAGUUCAUAACAGUUCAGAAUCCUUCAAGCUCACUUCAGGUAUAACCUGUGUCUCCAACCCUGCAGUAUUUGGAUAUUGCUGUUUAAACAGUAGAUUUGCCAUAGGUGAUGAUGGCACAAUGAUUGUAAAGGAAAAGAAGCAGAACACCUGAGUUUGUGCAAUACUCUUAUUCUCUGAAAUGACUUGGGGUUUUCAGUUGUAUCCAAAAUAUAAAACAGUAAAAUUUCAGAGUGUGAACAGCAACAUUUACAUCCUUGUUUAGUAAGUACAAAGUUGUGUUCAUACAGGAAGUUCACAGACUUUGAAUAACUUUAAAAAUGAAAUUUACUCUUUUCUAAGUGUUAAUUAUUUGUUUUAAAAUUUAAGAAUGAAUCAAGAAAAUAAGACAUUACACCAGUGGUAUAAUUUAGUAAUUAUCUGACUUGUACUUUUUGUAGACAUUUUAAUUUUAUUAAAUUGGCAUUCUGAUUUUUUUACUGGCAUGAGUCUAUACACAAGGUUGAACAAAAGAAAAGUUUCACUGA
Molecule: messenger RNA, 3246 nt
Organism: Cebus imitator (Panamanian white-faced capuchin)
Lineage: Eukaryota; Metazoa; Chordata; Mammalia; Primates; Cebidae
Gene: SULT1C2
Product: sulfotransferase family 1C member 2
Exons: 9
Coding region: 313-1209 (298 amino acids)
Biological process (GO): sulfation
Cellular component (GO): cytoplasm
Molecular function (GO): sulfotransferase activity
Source: RefSeq, a predicted model, not a curated record